This is a messenger RNA of Adineta steineri, 897 nucleotides long. Lineage: Eukaryota; Metazoa; Rotifera; Eurotatoria; Adinetida; Adinetidae. The record is from the annotation of a GenBank genome assembly.
AUGAAUCAAUUUCAGCAAUUUGCAAUUACUGUUGCUGGAGGAAAUGGACGUGGACAGAAAUCAAAUCAACUCUACUAUCCUUUUGGGUUUUUUAUUGAUAAUGAUAAAUCAAUUUAUAUUGCUGAUUGUGAUAAUCACCGUAUUGUUAAAUGGAAAUUGAAUUCAAAUGAAGGUCAAAUUAUUGCAGGUGGAAAUGGACAAGGAAAUCAAAAUAAUCAAUUGAGUUGUCCAAGAAAUAUCAUUUUUGAUAAAAAAAACAAUUGUUUUAUUAUUUCUGAUUAUGGGAACAAACGAGUAAUUCGAUAUUUUGAUACAAAUCAAAUAAAUCAACAAACUUUUAUUUCAAAUAUUGAUUGUUCUCGUCUGACAAUCGAUAAAAAUGGGUUUAUAUAUGUUUCUGAUCCUGAGAAUCAUGAAGUAAGACGAUGGAAACAAGGAGAUAAACAAGGUGAAUUAGUUGCAGGUGGAAAUGGUCAAGGAAAUCAACUUAAUCAACUCAGUUAUCCUACUUUUAUGUUUAUUGAUGAAUAUUAUUCUCUUUAUAUAUCUGAUCGUGACAAUCAUCGCGUAAUGAAAUGGAAAAAAGAUGCAAAAGAAGGAACUGUUGUUGCUGGUGGAAAUGGUGAAGGAAAUACUCUCACACAAUUGUAUCGUCCUCAAGGAGUGAUUGUUGAUCAUUUGGGUCAAAUCUAUGUGGCAGAUUGUGGGAAUCAUCGAGUAAUGCGCUGGUGUGAAGGAAAUGCAGAAGGUGAGAUUAUUGUUGGUGGAAAUGGUCAAGGAGAUCAAUCAAAUCAAUUGAAUUGUCCCAUGGAUUUAUCAUUUGAUAAUGAAGAAAAUCUUUAUGUUGUUGAUAAAGAUAAUCAUCGAAUCCAAAAAUAUGAAAAACUUUUAAACUGA